AUUGAAAGCAGCAGAGAGCGGUGUGAGAGCCAAUCAGCGAGGGGAGUGAGGGGAUGAAGCAUCUCGGAGGCAGUAGCGGGGAAUUAGAGAAUCAUUAGAGAAGUCACAUUUGUAUUGAAGAGAGACGUUAUUGUGCACCGUGCAUGGCUGAUAUCGUUAUUGUGGCUGCUCGGUCGCUUACGACUUUAUUGUGUGCAAUUUUGGGCUAAUAUAGCGAUGCGCUGGGGCUCUCCUGCCCCAAAGUGACUGCUUACUGUAUCUGUGCGAUGUUUGAAGUGACCUAGGGCGAAAUCUCUAUUCCAGUGCUGGAGAGAUCUGUAUCGCAAGCAAUACACACACAGUGCGAUCCAGUGAUGCGAUCUCGGCGCAGGGACCUGCUGAUUGAAUGGGAGUGACACUACAUAAUACCUACAGCAGCACCCUCCCUUCUCCCACAUUUGGCAGUGUAACUGCAGGGCGAUAUGGAGCAGCAGGGAUUGGCUUUCAUUGUGUUCCUAAAGUGGCUCCUCUAUGUACCCCCAGGGGCAGACUCAGCUACAUUAUACCCCCUGAGAUGUGAGGGCCAUUCCUGCAACCCCCCUGUUGUAAACCUGGCCGCAGGCAGAACCCCCCUCACCCUCAGCACAUGUGGGAAGAAUAUCACAGAAACAUUUUGCUCCUACCCCGAGCAGCCCCCAUCUGAGCAGGUUCCAUCCUACUGCGGGCAGCCCAAGUGCGACAAAUGCAGCGUUAACCAGCUGAAAAAUUCCCACCCACCUUCCUACAUGACAGACGAUGUCUUUUCAAAACCUGCAACCUGGUGGCAGUCAGAACAGGGCAUCCAGAGAGAAGAAAUAAGGCUGGAUUUUGGGACAGUGGUUUACUUAACACAUGUUAUUAUGGUUUUCAAGUCUCCCCGACCCGCAGCCAUGAUUCUGGAGAGGUCUCAUGAUAACGGGAAGAACUGGAGACCCUAUAAAUACUUUGCCACCAAUUGCACAGCCACGUUUGGCCUUCAGGAUGAUUUAGCAGAAGAAGGAACUCUUUGCACUUCCAGGUACUCAAGUGCCUGGCCUUGUACCCGGGGGGAGGUGAUAUUUCGGGCCCUAACCCCAGCCAAUAGGAUUGAGGACCCCUACAGUCCCCAGGCACAGGACCUCCUGAAAAUUACCAACCUUCGGCUGCUUCUCUUAAAGAGACAGGAGUGUCCCUGCCUGGCAGUGCCUGAAAGCCGCGAGAAGCCACACUGGUUUGCCCACUAUGCCAUCUAUGAUCUGAUUGUGCGAGGCAGCUGCUUCUGUAAUGGGCACGCAGAGCAUUGUCAGCAGGUCACACAUACCCACGGCGCACAAACUGUGGUCCAUGGCAAGUGUGUAUGCCAACAUAACACAGCAGGAGACCACUGUGAGAGGUGUGCCCCUCUGUACAACGACCAGCCAUGGAGACCAGGAGAUGGGAAGACAGGGGCUCCCAAUGAAUGCAAGCGUUGUCGCUGCCACAAUCAUGCACAUAGCUGCCACUUUGACCUCAGUGUCUGGCUGUCCUCGGGCAGGACAAGUGGAGGAGUCUGUGAGAACUGCCAGCACCACACUGAGGGAGACCGCUGCCAGAGGUGCCAGCCUGGGUACUACAGGGAUCCCAAGGAGCCCAUGGCAUCACCAGCAGCCUGCAAGGAAUGUUUCUGCCACUCGACUGGUUCUGCCCCUUUUGCACUGAAUGGGAGCUGGAAGUGCCAUCCCAGAACAGGAUUCUGUUACUGCAAACCCGGUGUAGCAGGACCCUAUUGUGAUGCCUGCAGGAGGGGAUUCUGGGGAUUCAGCGAGAGAGGCUGCCGCCCUUGUGACUGUGCCAGCCACUGUGACCCACACACAGGAAAAUGCCCACACAGUCAAAAGAAUGAGCACCUACUGAGCAUUCCUAUUGGUGGAAAAAUAUAUGAUGUUCUUGACGCUCCAGCCAAUGAAAGUGAGGGAGAGUGGAAAUGGAACGGCGAGCAAGGCUUUUCCGCCCUGAGAUAUCCAGAGAAGUGCAUCUGCAAGGAGCAGACGUUUGGGCCCAUUACAGAACUCUGCAAGGCCCAGUAUGCGUAUGUGAUAAAAGCGAGGAUCCUUUCGGCACAUGACAAGGGCACGCACGCUGAAGUGGUGGUGAAAGUGAAAAAGGUGCUGAGAUAUGGAAAAGUCACUAUAGCCCGAAGCAAAAUGAGCAUCUACCCAGAAUCCUGGACCAACCGCGGCUGUACUUGCCCAGUUCUGAACCCUGGUAUGGACUACCUCAUAGCCGGGGCGGAGGACAAGCGCAGCAAUAAGCUGUUGGUCAACAUGAACAGCCUGGUCAAGCCCUGGAAAGCAAAUUGGGCAAGGAAGGCAAUGGAUAUGAUUCAAUCAGGUUGCAAGCAGGCCAGUCGGGCAUAACGCAACAAAGGAAGCCAUUGUCUUUAUCCAUCAUUGUUCUGUCUCUCCAUGUAACAAACGAACGUUCUAAUAGCCUUCUGUGGUUGAUCCCCAUCUCAUGUGCGUAUGGACUAUAAAUGGUGGGUCCAACAGUUCCCAAAAGUUUGUGAACUUUUUAAAAAUCUUAUAUAUUUUUCUAAAAAUGUGACCUAAAACAUAUGAUGAAGAAAACCUAGUUAAACAAAUGAAACUAAAAAUAUUAUAUUUGGUUGUGUAUUUAUUGGAAAAAAUGAUCCAAUAACAUAUCUGCAUGUGGCAAAAGUAUGUGAAUCCUUAGUAUUAUCGUAGAAUUUGAAGGUCUGGUGUUUUUAGGCAAUGCCAAUGACAAUCAGGUGUGAGUGAGAGACCCUGUUUUAUUUAAAGAACUGGAUCCAACAAAGCCUGAUCACACACACGACACAUUUGUGGAUGGGUAUCAUGGCUCGAACAAAGAUGGUGUCUGAGGACCUCAGAAAAAGAGUUGUUGCCCAUAAAGCUGGAGAAGGUUACAAGACAGAUGGGGGAAAUUCAAGUUUCCCUAACCAGAAGUGAUUGCCCCUCAAAGAUAACUCCAACUGCAAGGUGGCUAAUAGUCCAAGAGGUUACAAAGGAACCCAGGGGAACUUCUAAGCAACUGAAGGCCUGUCUCACAUUGGAGAAUGUUGAUUUUCAUGAGUCCAUCAUCAGGAGAACACUGAACAGCAAUGGUGUGUAUGGCAGGGUAGCAAGGAAAAACCACUGCGCUCCCCCAAAAAUAUUGCUGUUUAUAGUUUGCUAAAGGUCAUGUGGACAAACCAAAAGGAUACUGGAAGAAUGUUUUGUGGAACUUUUUGGCUUAAAUGAGGAGCGUCACAUUUGAAGAAUGGUUUUCACCACUGCAUAAGAAUCUUAUGCCAUCUGUGAAACGUUGGUAGGAAUGCUCUGGUUUGGGCCUGUUUCUCUGCAUCUGGGCCUGGACGGCUUGCCAUCGAUGGAAAAAUGAAAUCUGAACUAUACCGAGAAUUCUAAAGGAAAACGUCAAGACAUCUGUCCAUGAACUGAAUCUCAAGAGACAGUGGGUCAUGCAGUGAGACAAUGAUCCUAAAUAAACAAGCAGUUCUACCAAAAAAA
Xenopus tropicalis (tropical clawed frog) is the source of this 3521-nucleotide messenger RNA. Its product is annotated as netrin-4. Bases 462 to 2393 code for a protein of 643 amino acids. The transcript has 10 exons. The record is from RefSeq and is a predicted model, not a curated record. Lineage: Eukaryota; Metazoa; Chordata; Amphibia; Anura; Pipidae.